AUGGCUCCGGCGACAAAACCCACCGGAGCUGAUUCGCCCCUCCUCCCCGAACGCCCUCCGUCGGAGGAGGGACAGCCGUCUCUGGCCGGCGCGGUAUUCAACGUGUCGACGAGCAUAAUCGGUGCCGGGAUCAUGUCGGUUCCGGCGACCCUCAAGGUGCUGGGCGUGGCGCCGGCGCUGGCGAUGAUUGUCCUGAUCGGAUUAUUGGUAGAGGUUUCGGUGGAUUUCAUGCUGAGGUUCACGUACUCGGGCGACGCCAGGACAUACGCCGGCCUGAUGAGGGAGUCGUUCGGCCAGCCGGGAGCCGCCGCCGUGCAGGUGUGCGUGAUGAUCACGAACCUCGGAUGCUUGAUCAUGUACCUCAUUAUUAUUGGGGAUGUACUUUCCGGGACCGGGCCAAAUCACUUGGGAGUUUUGCAAGAAUGGUUUGGUGUUCAUUGGUGGAAUUUACGCUCGGUUGCCCUUCUCUUCAUUGUUGUUUUUGUCAUGCUCCCGCUUGUCUUAUAUCGUCGUGUAGAAUCGUUAUGGUGGAGUUCGGCUGUAUCUGUAUUCCUAGCAGUUGUGUUUGUUGGUAUAUGCUCAGUGAUGGCUAUAACUGCACUUAUACGAGGCGAAACUAAGACCCCAAGAAUCCUACCCCAAUUGGACAAUGGAGUCUCUUUCUUCAAUCUUUUCACUGCCAUUCCAGUGAUUGUAACUGCAUUCACAUUCCACUUCAAUGUUCAUGCAAUCGGAGUCGAGCUAGGCAAGCCAACAAUCAUGAUCUCUGCAGUUCGAAUCUCGUUAUUGCUCUGUGCAGCCAUCUAUUUCACGAUCGGCAUUUUUGGGUACCUUUUAUUUGGCGACUCGACUAUGGAUGAUAUACUCGUGAAUUUUGACCGAAACUCGGGAAUAAGUUCGUUCCUAAACGAUAUAGUUCGGUUGAGCUACGCCUUCCACUUGAUGCUCGUUUUCCCGCUUUUGAAUUUCUCACUAAGGACCAACAUAGACGAGUUCUUGUUCACCAAAAAGGCUCGUUUGGAUGAAGACUCGAAGAGAUUCGUUUGCCUCAGCCUCGUCUUGCUGGCGGUGGCUUAUGUUUUAGCCAUAGCCAUUCCGAGUAUUUGGUACCUUUUUCAGUUCAUGGGGUCCACGUCGGCUGUCUGCCUUGCUUUUAUUUUUCCGGGAGCGGUUGUGUUGAGAGAUAUUCAUGGUAUUUCAACGUCAACGGAUAGGAUUAUAGCAACAGUGAUGAUUGUGCUUGCCGUAAUAACAAGCACCAUAGCUAUUUCCACCAAUAUAUAUAAGAUGGUCGAUAAAAAGAGUGCUUGA
This is a messenger RNA of Striga hermonthica, 1311 nucleotides long. NCBI's taxonomy places the organism in Eukaryota, Viridiplantae, Streptophyta, Magnoliopsida, Lamiales, Orobanchaceae. The record is from the annotation of a GenBank genome assembly.